Messenger RNA from Eruca vesicaria subsp. sativa (arugula), 384 nucleotides. Lineage: Eukaryota; Viridiplantae; Streptophyta; Magnoliopsida; Brassicales; Brassicaceae. The record is from the annotation of a GenBank genome assembly.
AUGUCUAAUAAUGAUAACUAUUUGGGAGAGAAAGAACAACUCAGAAGAAAUCUAAUUUGCAGGACAGUUUGCAAAAAAACGAGUGAUCCAUCGAAGUGUGGUGUAUGUGGAACAACAGAUGUGUUUCUCUACUGUGAUGCUCACCGCGACUUCUUUUGCUUUGACUGCGAUCGAAUGGAACACGAUUUCGACGACAACAUAUGGGCUUGGAGGCACGUGCGUCGGAUGAUGUGUUCGGUUUGUCACUGUUUCAGCCGCAGAAUACUUGCCGAAAAUUGUAGUCUACCUUUACCACCAUUGUCUGUCCCUACUAAACUACCGCAGGCGGUAAUUGAGAUCACCGCAACGUUGUCUGAUUCUGAAGACGACGAGGAAAACGAUUAA